GUCUCUAUUUUGCAUGAGUAUAUACAUAUAUGUGUGUGUGCAGUGAGUGUCUGAUAAUCUUGUUAUAUUUAAUCGAGUAAAUUGCUCUACUCCGAACAACGAACAAAAAAAAACACAGAAAUAACGCGAGAGAAAGAGCAAGAGCAGAGUGAGAAAUUGAGACACACUAUACAAACAAUAACAAGAAAGACACAGCAAAGCCAGCGAGAUGAUGAUGAUGCCAAUGUAGCCAAAGUGAUCACGUGAUAUCAGCAAGGAACACCGAAUAGAAGAAAUAAAAAGAAACAAAAUAUAGCACGAAGGAAUACAAUACGAUUAAAUUCCAGCCAAAUGUCAUUUAUUUUAUUUUUUGUUCGCUUUCAUCAGAGCAUAAUCAUUAAAUUCAUUUAAAAGCAAUAAAGAUUAAUUGAGAGAGCGAGAAGAUUUAUAUAUAUCAUCAGCGCAAAUAAAUAAUUAUAUACGAUACAAUCGGAUCGAUUUUCUCCACUGAAUGCCAAAAUACACCACCAAACAUCCAUUCACAUUUGGAAUGGAAAUCUAAUCAAAUUGAACGUAAUUAAAAAGUUUUUAAAUAUAAAGUGAACACGCAGUUGACCACUUUUCGAUUGUACAAAACAAAAAUACGAACUAAAUAUUAGAACUAAAACAAAACUAAAAACAAAAAACAAAAAUAGAAGUCGAUUUCUGUGUCGAUUUAACUUGUGAACAAAAAGUUUCGGAAGCAACGGGUUUGCCGCCCCUGACUCGAGAGAAAGAGAAGUAAAAACCCACUAUCAAUAUGGCUGACGAUGAUAUGUCGGAAGAGCAGGAGAAUAAAAUCAAUAUUAGACACCGAAACCGAAAAGGUGCACUCAAAAAGAAAAACAUCUAUAACAUCAAGGACCAUCGUUUCAUACCCAGAUUCUUCAAACAACCAACAUUCUGUUCGCAUUGCAAGGACUUUAUAUGGGGAUUCGGAAAGCAAGGAUUCCAGUGUCAAAUUUGUUCGUUUGUUGUACAUAAACGGUGCCACGAGUAUGUAACAUUUAAGUGUCCGGGUGCUGACAAAGGUGCCGAUUCCGAUCAUGUGACAUGAACGUUCAUAAGCGAUGCGAGGAAAGUGUUCCGAGUUUAUGCGGUUGUGAUCAUACAGAACGACGUGGGCGUAUUCAUUUAGGUAUAUCAUGCGUAGGAAUGCGACUCACCAUUGAAGUUAAAGAAGGACGAAAUUUGAUUCCAAUGGAUCCGAAUGGUUUAAGCGAUCCAUAUGUCAAAUUGAAGCUCAUUCCCGAUACAGAUAAUGUUAAAAAGAAAACAAAAACCAUCAAAGCUUCAUUAAAUCCAGUUUGGAAUGAAACAAUCCAAUUCGAUUUAAAAGCCGAAGACCGAGACCGACGCAUCUUAAUCGAAAUAUGGGAUUGGGAUCGUACGUCAAGAAACGAUUUCAUGGGCUCAUUAUCUUUUGGAAUCUCUGAAAUUAUGAAGCAAAGCCCAUCGGACGGAUGGUACAAAUUGUUAACCGCCGAAGAAGGUGAAUUUUAUAAUGUACCCGUUCCAGAUGAGGGUACCGACUUGGUUCAGCUCAAGAGCCAAAUGCGCAAAACAUCAAUCACCAAGAAAAUAACGUCGGUUGAUCGCGAUUUGCCACAUAAUAUGUCAAAAAAAGAUAUGAUACGAUCAACUGAUUUCAACUUUUUAAUGGUUCUUGGAAAAGGCUCGUUUGGAAAGGUAAUGCUGGCCGAACGCAAAGGAACCGACGAUCUAUUUGCUAUUAAAAUUUUGAAAAAGGAUAUCAUCAUACAGGACGAUGAUGUUGAAUGUACAAUGGUUGAGAAACGUGUUUUGGCAUUAUCGCAAAAACCACCAUUUCUCGUUCAGUUGCAUUCUUGCUUUCAAACGAUGGAUCGGCUAUAUUUUGUAAUGGAGUACGUAAAUGGUGGUGAUUUGAUGUUUCAAAUUCAACAGUGUGGAAAGUUCAAGGAACCGGUUGCAGUGUUUUAUGCAGCCGAAAUUGCCAUUGGGCUAUUUUUUCUACAUUCACGCGGUAUCAUUUAUCGUGAUUUGAAACUGGAUAAUGUUCUACUCGAUGCUGAUGGUCACAUCAAAAUUGCUGAUUUUGGUAUGUGCAAAGAAGGAAUAAGCAACGACAAAACAACAAAGACAUUUUGCGGUACACCCGACUACAUUGCACCAGAGAUAAUUCUCUAUCAACCAUACGGAAAAUCAGUUGAUUGGUGGGCAUACGGUGUUUUGUUGUAUGAAAUGCUAGUUGGUCAACCACCAUUCGAUGGUGAAGAUGAAGAGGAAUUGUUUGCUGCAAUCACCGAUCACAAUGUAUCCUAUCCGAAGAGUUUGAGCAAAGAGGCCAAAGAUGUGUGCAAAGGGCUCUUGACAAAGAAUCCAACAAAGCGUCUCGGUUGCGGUGACCGAGGCGAAGAAGAUGUUCGUGGUCAUCUAUUUUUCCGUCGCAUUGACUGGGAGAAAAUUGAGAGCCGUGAAAUUCAGCCACCAUUCAAACCAAAAAUCAAACACCGCAAAGACGUAUCGAAUUUCGACAAGCAAUUUACAUCGGAGAAAACUGACUUAACACCAACUGAUAAACUAUUCAUGAUGAACUUAGAUCAAAAUGAAUUCAACGGAUUUUCCUACCUCAAUCCCGAAUUCGUAACUCACAUUUAAAAAUGUAACAGUGCAAAUUGAUUGUGUGAACAACAAAUAUAAAUACACAGAACAGAAAUUGCAACCAAAAUGAAAAUACUCUUCAAGAUUUAUCGGACGAAUCACAUCGGAAACUUUUACUAUUUUACUAUUCUCGUACGAUUCUCUUCGGGAAGAAAAUUAAAUGGAUGAAGCAAUGUUCAUGAUCAUUUUUUUUGUGUUCUAGUCUCAAUUUCGGUUUCAUCCAUUCCGAUUCAGUUGUUUGACAACAACAAAAAAAAAACCAUCGCAUUUCCAACUGUGAAUAUCCGAUCUAAAUCUGUCAUUUCCAUUUAAAAAAAUGUUUAGGCUAAUUUCAAUACAUUCAUUAUAAACUUAUGAAAAAAAAGAAUUACAAAAAUAUAUUCUGCGAAUUAUAUAAAUAUCGAUAAUAUUGAAUAACUUGAAAAUGAACAAAAAAACACUUUAAAUCAAAAAAAAAUGUAUGAAUUAAACUGAAAAAGUAAUUCUUCGAGGAAGAAGUAGGAUGGAUAUAACUGACAAAAAUCUCUUAUACACAAACACACACACUUUUUAUCACAUGAAAUAUGCGAUUGAUCUGAACUGAUGUCAUUGUUUGUGGUGGCUUUAUCGGUACGUUUCACUGUUUAACUUAAAUUUUGUUUUUUCGAUUAAUGCAUUUUGCAAGGUCGGUUUUCUCCGAACAUGCCAAUCUGAAUUUUCGAUUUAAAUCGAGGUCUCAUCUAUAAUUUAAUCAAUAUUACUUUUCCAGCAUUGGCUGCCGUCUUUUCUUUUUUCGUUGUUGUUGAGACAUUUUUCUCAUGAAAUCGAACCACCGAGGAAUUGGUUUCAAAAUGUUCAAUUUUAAACCGAAACUUUUGCAACAAUCGCAAAUCCACCAUCCGAAUCUUUCAAGCGAUGACAUUUUGUACAUGGUCAAACUCUCGCAUUUUAUAUAUUUAGUCAGAUUGUUCCUCUAUCAAAUCUAGUCUCUAAUAAUAUAUUUAUAUAACGAUUUCAAUCGAAAUGGUAUUUAUUCGCUGCAUCAAGAACGAUUCUUGAAAAAAAAAUUAACAAAACGACUUGUUGAGUGCACGAAUCACGCCACAUAGGUGCAUGAUAUAUGAUAUUAAAGCGAUAUGAAACGUUCGAAAACUUUAGCGACUUUUUUCUUAAACAAAAAAAACAAUUACAAAAUGAACAAAAAAAAAAACAAAAACAACCACAAAAAGUAUUAUGAGAAAAACUUGUAAUUCCGACUUUCAGUGUAGUUUUGAGUUGUUUAAGUAUAUUCUGGCAAAUGGUGCCGUAGACUUUCCUAUAUGCCUUCUUUCUAUAUUAAAUAAAAGAAAAUUGUUUUUUCGUAGUGGACCAAAGAUGAAGAAUAACAACAACAAACAUUUGAAUUAAUACGAAAAAAAAACACAAAAGAAUACAAUAAACACAAGAAAACAUAUGAAACGUACUCAAUUUUGAAAUUCAAAUACUUUUUUUUAAAAAAUGAAAUUACGCUGAUUAGGCAAAGCACCGAAUGUAAUCGGAUUGUCCUAUAUUGCAUUUGCAAUGUAAAAUUGGUUUGCUCUUUUUAGUUUCGAAACAAACAAAAAACCAUUAGAGACAAUUUAAAAAAAAAAAUAAGAACACAAAAUGAAAUUUGUUAAAUCUAUAGGAAAAAUGAAAAAAAAAUGGUUCUUCGAUCGCCAUUUGUAGCGUGUAAACUUAUCAAAACAACUAUCUCAAUGAACAAAUAAAAAACGUAUUGGGUGACACUUAUAAAGAGUCGAAAAUGCCAACAAAUGUGAAAUGUUGUGAAGAAGACAGGGGCAAAAUCAACCACAAAUAAUUUGCUUUGAACACUUACCUCUCAAAAUUGUAAUAAAAUGCCAAAACCAAUGACUUUAUAAGGCAAUUGAAGCUUUUGUUUACGUUUUGAAAUUCGUACGUAUGUUCAACUAGUUAUUUUGGCUGACAAUCGUUUCGGUCACUUUUCCUCUUUGUCAUACAUUUCAAUUCAAUGAAAAUACAGAAUUGAAUGGAAUGUAAAAAAAAUGUGAUUCGGUUGGUAAUGCAAUUUCCGCCAUUUUAUGAGUGUUGCUCACGCGUUCAACGUUCAAAUGUUUGAUCCAAAUUGUAUACAGAGACCAAUAUUGCGUCAAAAAAUAUGACAAAGAAAAUGCUUGCGGGGCAUUAUAUCAAACAGUGUGGUGUGCUUUCAGUUAGAAAUGCAAAUGGUCAACGAAUAUUCGAGUCUCUGAUGGAUUCAACGCUCAUCAAAUAUUGAUCAUUUAAAAUACAUUAACCGGUGUGGAAUUGAACGUGCGAAAAAUUAACGACGAUAAUUUGAACUUCGAAAAAGGAACGAAAAUGUAUUUUAAAUGGUAACCGAUUCGUUUGCAUUUCUCUCAAUUUUGUGACACUUUGAACACACCUCAUUAUCAUUUAUUAUUAAAUUAUUGCAUACUAUAUUGAUAAAAUAGUCUGAAAUACCAAAAGUGAAAAUCGAAUGUCAAUUGGCGUGUAUGUCUCUGUAAAAAUGCCACCGAUAGCAAAAAAAAAAUUGAAUAAAACAAGCGAAAAAAAAAUGGUCGAUUUAAAAAGACAAUCAUUCUUAUUACGUCAUAUAGACGCGGUAUGCUCACCGACUCUCGAAAAUCUGUGUCAUUCGGACACAGUUUGCCAACAGGUAAAAAUGAAGAUAACAACAAAGUAUUAAGUUUAACAAUACACGUUCAUAAUAUUCCAUGUACUGUUUACUUCACAUUUUUAAGAGGCGAUUUUCAUAAUUCACACACCAAGCACACAACAUGAAUGAAAUCUCUUUGCAAAUUUUGGAUAUUUUACCGAAUACUUAACAAAAUGACAGCAAAAAAAAUGUAUCUUGAAAAUAUAUGCACUUUUAUAAAACAAAAAUCAAACAAAUUUAAAUCAGCAUUGGACGAACAAUCUGUAAAGCUGUUCAUGCUGGUUUCCCUUUCAAUUUUACGAGAAAAAAAACCACAUUAACAUAAAUGUUUGAAUUUUGAACUUCAUGACAUGCACGCUAGAGAAUCGAAACGUUGAACUUGCACUUCUUUUGGAAUUGUUUUUAUUUGAUUGAAAAUACUUUGAGAUCGUAUGACACAAACAAAGCAAAAAGAUAAAUUGCAUUGAAAUUCUGAUUAAAAUCAAUCAUUUUUAUCGGAAUUAAAGAUUGAAUCUCUAUCGGGAGCCUUAACAAUUAAAUUUCGGUUGAAACAAAAAAAAAAUCCUACAUUUUAACACAAAUAACAUAGAAUCUCUAACAAUAAAGGGCAACAACCAAAACGUACAAUUUGUUGACACGAUGGAGGGGAAAGGGAGAUAAAACUGAAAGUUUGAACAAUCGUUGAAAUUUAACCACAUUUUAUCAAUUCCAUUUGAUUGCAAAUGCAACGUUUCCUUCAUUUAAAUCUCUAUUGAUGUAUUAUAUUACAAACAAUUUUAUGCUGAAACAAUUUAAACAAUCUUUCUGAUCAUCUAUUUUUGCUUAUUUAUCAAAAUAUUUAAAUGAAAAUAUAAAUAUAUAUACAUAUAAUAUUAGCUAUUAAAUAAUAGAUUACAAACAAAAAAAAAGGACGAAGAAAAAAAAAACAAAAUUAAAAAAGUUAAUACCUCUUUUACUGUCUAGUGAAUCAUUUUAAAUUUCACCAAAAAAGUAAACUAAUAAAAAUGAAGAAAAAAAUAUAUAAACAUUUAAAAAGAGCAAAAAAAAACUCUUUGAAUAAAUGCGAAAAAAAAUCAUGAGAAUUUUAUUAUGUGAUAUUAAUUAAAGGAAACUUUACGUGCUAAAACACUAAAUAAACAAACAAAAAUUAAAUCUAACCGUAUUCAAAAUAAUGGCAAACAAGAGCAUUUUUGUGCACUCUCAAUUUUCAUGGUCGUCCAUUCUCUUGGAUGAACAUAGAAACCGAACAAAAAAGAGAAAACAUACCUAAGAAGAUGGAGAAAAUCAGUUCUAUAUAAUGAUUUAUUUUGUUGCUAAUUUAUUAAUAUUUUAUGAUAAAUUUAAUGUGUUUUAUUACUUUCAAUAUAAUCAAUGCGUAGAGAAAUAAAAAAAAGAAACUUAGAUCGAUUUGUUGAUAUCUUUUUCUGCCUUUCAGCUAGUUAUUACCUCUCUCCCUCACUUGUUUCACAGACACCAAAAAAAAACUAUAUAUGUGUAGAAAAGCGAAUUAAAAAAAAUGAAGAAACAAACAAUUAUUUAGUAGGUUAAUAUAUCUUUUGUCUUAGACUAGACGUCUAUUUUCAAAUUGGAAAAAUGAAUUCUUUUUUUGAUGAGAGGGGGAGAGAGAGAGUUUGAACAAAAAUGAGUAUUUUUCUUAUGAUAACAUUAUGAUCUUCCACCGAAAUCCCCACUCGCGAAAUUUUUUCAAUCAAGAGAAGAAACAAGAAAAAAUAAUCUCAAAAAAAAAAAAUACAAUGCAUGAUUUUUGUUUCAAUUCAAAUGAGCAUCCAAAACAGCCAACGAUCCAUGCACUUUUCGUCAAUUUUGUACAAUUGCUUUCGACCGUUGCACUAACACCUAUUUGAAUGAUUAGAAGCAGGGAUUGUUCCUCUGAGGAGGAGGAAUGGU
This is a messenger RNA of Contarinia nasturtii (swede midge), 7228 nucleotides long. RefSeq names its product protein kinase C, brain isozyme (gene Pkc53E). Bases 1072 to 2658 code for a protein of 528 amino acids. Lineage: Eukaryota; Metazoa; Arthropoda; Insecta; Diptera; Cecidomyiidae. The transcript is spliced from 15 exons. Gene Ontology annotation, biological process: protein phosphorylation. Gene Ontology annotation, molecular function: zinc ion binding; ATP binding; diacylglycerol-dependent serine/threonine kinase activity. The record is from RefSeq and is a predicted model, not a curated record.